Molecule: messenger RNA, 699 nt
Organism: Sphenostylis stenocarpa
Lineage: Eukaryota; Viridiplantae; Streptophyta; Magnoliopsida; Fabales; Fabaceae
Source: the annotation of a GenBank genome assembly
AUGGAAACAGACGGCGUCGUUUCCAUCGAUCAUGUAUCGCCGGAGGAUUCCCAGGAGGUUCAUGUUUUGGCCGUCGAUGACAGCCUCGUGGAUCGAAAGGUCAUUGAACGCUUGCUCAAAAUCUCAGCUUGUAAAGUUACGGCUGUGGAUAGUGGAAUCAGAGCACUGCAGUUUCUGGGGUUGGACGAGCAGAGAAGGACAUCUGAAUCUGAUGGUUUUGUCCCGAGUUUGAAGGUGGAUCUAAUUAUCACAGACUACUGCAUGCCCGAAAUGACCGGUUAUGAAUUGCUCAAGAAAAUCAAGGAAUCAUCCAUGUUCAGGGAAAUUCCGGUAGUAAUAAUGUCUUCCGAAAACAUUUUGCCGCGCAUAGACAGAUGCUUGGAGGAAGGUGCAGAGGAUUUCAUAGUGAAGCCAGUGAAAUUAUCUGACGUGAAACGGUUGAAGGGUUACAUGGCAACGAGAGAGGUUAAGGUUGGAAGCCAUGACAGAAGAAGUGGAGCUGAGGGUGUUGGUAUUGAGAUUAACAACAAACGGAAGCUGGAAGAAGAGGAAGAGAUAUCUGACGUGUCAUCAUCACCGCCGUCCAUUUCUACACUUUCAUCAUCACCGUUCGCUUCUUCACCAUCGUCUUCUCCUACAUCUUCACCGAGCGUGCUCGCUUCUCCUAUCAGACGGCUUAAAAUGAGCAACACCGAUUGA